AUGCAUUUACUAUCCCUCCUCUCGCUUUCCACGCUUACCACUGCGGCGCUCACCUACCGCGGCGCCGAUAUCUCUUCUCUUCUAAUUGAAGAAGACGCUGGCAAAAGUUACAAAAAUGCCAAUGGCCAGACAGAAGCCCUAGAAACUAUAUUGGCGGGUAAUGGAGUGAACUCGGUCCGACAGCGGAUAUGGGUGAAUCCGAGCGAUGGAUCGUACGAUCUGGACUACAACGUGGAGUUGGCCAAAAGAGUGAAAGAUGCGGGAAUGGGUGUUUAUUUGGACUUGCAUUUGAGCGAUACGUGGGCCGAUCCUUCUGAUCAAACAACCCCCUCCGGCUGGUCAACAACAGACAUUGACACCCUCACCUGGCAAGUCUACAACCACACCAUCGACGUCUGCAACACGUUUGCCAGUAACAACCUCGACGUCGAGAUAAUCUCCAUCGGCAAUGAAAUCCGCAACGGCCUCCUCUGGCCCCUAGGCAAGACUGAUAGUAGUGAUGGCUACUACAACAUCGCGAAAAUCCUACACUCCGGUGCGUGGGGCGUGAAGGAUUCCGAUCUCAGCACAACGCCGAAGAUCAUGUUCCACCUGGAUAACGGGUGGGAUUGGGAAUCGCAGAAGUAUUUCUACGAUAGUGUCCUUGCCAGCGAUACCGCGCUGGAGUCGAGUGAUUUUGAUUUGAUCGGGGUGUCGUAUUAUCCGUUUUACAACGCGGACGCGACGUUGUCGGUUUUGGAAAGCAGUUUGAAGAAUUUGCAGUCAUCUUACAGCAAAGAUGUGGUAGUUGUUGAGACGGAUUGGCCGGUUACAUGCUCGAGCCCGGAGUAUGAUUUUCCAUCGGAUGUUUCGUCGAUUGCGUUCUCUGCUGAUGGGCAACGGUCGUUUUUGGAGAAAUUGGCCAAUACCAUAUCCACUGCCGGCGGAGUGGGAUUGUACUACUGGGAGCCGGCGUGGAUUGAGAACGCGGGAUUAGGAUCGAGUUGCGAGGAUAAUCUCAUGGUGGAGCAGGAGGGAGAGGUUAGGGGGAGUGUGAGUGUUUUUGGAGAUCUGUGA
This is a messenger RNA of Aspergillus ruber CBS 135680, 1056 nucleotides long. Its product is annotated as putative arabinogalactan endo-1,4-beta-galactosidase A. Gene Ontology annotation, biological process: pectin catabolic process. Lineage: Eukaryota; Fungi; Ascomycota; Eurotiomycetes; Eurotiales; Aspergillaceae. The coding region runs from base 1 to 1056 and encodes 351 amino acids. Gene Ontology annotation, molecular function: glucosidase activity. The record is from RefSeq and is a predicted model, not a curated record. The transcript is spliced from 2 exons.